Molecule: messenger RNA, 1507 nt
Organism: Arabidopsis lyrata subsp. lyrata
Lineage: Eukaryota; Viridiplantae; Streptophyta; Magnoliopsida; Brassicales; Brassicaceae
Product: mitogen-activated protein kinase 5
Exons: 6
Coding region: 135-1265 (376 amino acids)
Biological process (GO): protein phosphorylation; intracellular signal transduction
Cellular component (GO): nucleus; cytoplasm
Molecular function (GO): ATP binding; MAP kinase activity
Source: RefSeq, a predicted model, not a curated record
UUUAGAUUCAAAGGUUUCAACUUUCAACAAUACUCUUAUUUUAUUUUUGCAGAGAGGAUCGAUCUCGUCUUCAAAAUCUUGAAUUCGAAGUUCAAUUUUCUGGGUUUCUUCUGUAUAAUCUUGAUUUGAAAAAAAUGGAUAAGGAAAUUGAAUCAGCGGCAGAUCCAGGUGAUACUAACAUCAAAGGAGUUCUUGUUCAUGGAGGAAGAUAUUUUCAGUACAAUGUUUAUGGAAACUUGUUCGAAGUUUCUAAUAAGUAUGUUCCUCCUAUUCGACCUAUUGGUAGAGGAGCUUACGGUUUUGUCUGUGCUGCAGUAGAUUCGGAGACACACGAAGAGAUUGCGAUAAAGAAGAUAGGUAAAGCUUUUGACAAUAAAGUAGAUGCUAAAAGGACGUUGAGAGAGAUUAAGCUACUUCGUCAUUUGGAACACGAGAACGUUGUUGUUAUAAAAGAUAUCAUUAGACCACCAAAGAAGGAAGAUUUCGUCGAUGUUUAUAUAGUUUUUGAGUUAAUGGAUACUGAUCUUCAUCAGAUUAUUCGAUCAGACCAACCUUUGAAUGAUGAUCAUUGUCAGUACUUCUUGUAUCAGAUUCUACGAGGACUAAAAUAUAUUCAUUCAGCAAAUGUCUUACAUCGUGACCUUAAGCCGAGUAAUUUGCUUCUGAAUUCGAAUUGUGAUCUUAAGAUUACGGACUUUGGUUUGGCAAGGACGACAUCUGAAACAGAGUUUAUGACAGAGUAUGUUGUUACUCGAUGGUACCGAGCACCAGAGCUGCUUCUUAAUAGUUCAGAGUAUACAUCUGCUAUUGAUGUUUGGUCUGUUGGUUGCAUAUUUGCUGAGAUUAUGACAAGGGAACCGCUUUUCCCAGGGAAAGACUAUGUUCAUCAGCUUAAACUUAUCACCGAGUUGAUAGGAUCACCUGAUGGAGCGAGUCUAGAGUUUCUCAGAAGCGAGAACGCCAGAAAAUAUGUUAAGGAGCUACCUAAGUUCCCGAGGCAGAAGUUUUCAUCAAGAUUUCCUAGUAUGAAUUCUACAGCUAUUGAUCUACUAGAGAAAAUGCUCGUGUUUGAUCCAGCAAAACGUAUCACGGUUGAGGAAGCACUGUGUCAUCCCUAUUUAUCAGCUCUUCACGACCUUAACGAUGAGCCUGUUUGUUCCAAACAUUUCAGUUUCGAUUUUGAGGACCCGUCUUCCACUGAAGAAGAGAUUAAAGAGCUUGUGUGGCUCGAAUCUGUGAAGUUCAAUCCUCAUCCGACCAUUUAAAACAUUAUUUAAGAAGGGGCAUGCAAAUAUUAUACUAGUAUGAGAUUGAGCAAAAUUUAGUAGUUAUGUCCAUUCUUAUUACGAGGAUGCCUUAGAUAGUGUUAAUGCUCGGGUUCUGCUACAUCUCAUGUUGUUCUGUUGUUUAUGCUUUUUCAUUGGUUAAAGAAAGCUAUCUUGUAACUCAAGCAUUUGUUCUAUAAGGAUCCUUAUAAGUUAUAACACAAGAUAUUAUUUCUUACACA